Molecule: messenger RNA, 921 nt
Organism: Exophiala bonariae
Lineage: Eukaryota; Fungi; Ascomycota; Eurotiomycetes; Chaetothyriales; Herpotrichiellaceae
Exons: 2
Coding region: 1-921 (306 amino acids)
Biological process (GO): regulation of transcription by RNA polymerase II
Cellular component (GO): CCAAT-binding factor complex
Molecular function (GO): DNA-binding transcription factor activity, RNA polymerase II-specific
Source: RefSeq, a predicted model, not a curated record
AUGGAAUACCCUCCGCAGUACCAGCAACAAUCUCACCAUCCACAUCUGCAGGGCGGUUAUCAGACCUCCCCUCAAAGUGCUGGACCCGGCUCCCUGCAAUCACCUUCCGGGCCUCAGUCGCAUUUGCAGCAACACAACCCGAAUCAAGCCUCUCCCAUCCUUCCCUCGCAAACUCAAAACCAUUACACCCCUCAGUCUGCUGGUGGUGUCCAUCAAUCGAUGGGUUACCCUCAGUAUGGCGUGAGCACUGGCAUGACACAAGGUUAUGGAAUCUCGCCCACCCAAGCCGCGGCCAUGGCGACCGCGGCAGCUUCCGGACAAAUGCCAUCCAUGGCCACGGGUGUUAAUAUCCCCCAAGCGAAUCAAAUGAAUCAGCAGCGACGAAUGAGCCAGCACAUUACUAGUCCUCACGGGCAAGUCUCGCAGCCAGUCAUGAAUCACAACAUUCCUCGACAAUCGGUUCCGCCUACAAUGCCUCCACCUCAACAACCUGUGCAAGCUCCACAAGAAGAAAUUGUUGCCGGUGGUGCUGAGGAAUCACCACUGUAUGUGAACGCAAAACAGUUUCACCGCAUUCUCAAGAGACGUGUUGCUCGACAGAAGCUCGAAGAGCAACUAAGGUUGACUUCCAAGGGUCGCAAACCCUACUUGCACGAAUCGAGACAUAACCAUGCAAUGCGACGCCCUCGUGGACCCGGAGGUAGAUUCUUGACAGCGGAUGAGGUCGCCGCUCUGGAGAAAGGUGAAAAUCCUCUUGGUGAAAAUGGCACCCCUGCCAUCAAGGACUCCAAAAGUGCCACAUCAGGCACCAAAAGAAAGGCUGGAAACCUAGACCAUGAAACUCCCAGCAAGAAGAACAAAGUUGCCAGUGAAAGCGCUGAUGAGGAUGACGAUGAAGAUGGUGAAGAGGAUUUGGGUUGA